AUGGCGGCGGAUUCGGCGGCGGCGACUGAGGGAACUCGCUCCCUAUUGGUUGUUCCCGACAUCCUUCGCCUCCCUCCGAUCCGCUCUCCGGGUUUUGUUUUGUUUUUGGCCAGUCGCGUCGCUCGCCGCCUCCGGACAUCCACUCGCCGGGUUUUGCCUGCGAGGAUCGAGCGGCGCUGGGGAGCCCAAAGAGUUUCGGGCGCUCGGCGAGGCUGCCGGUUUCCGAGCGGCGGGUGCCAAGCUCCAGGGGAGGCCGGGAGUCCCCCCCCCCCCACGGAUGGACGAGGGCGCGACGCGUUCGGGACGUUCCCGGUUGGAAAUUGCAACCGGCCGACACAACGAGUUAAGGAGACGAGCACCACGCAGGAAGUCCAGGCGCCUUCCUUACAACUGAUUUAUUGCAAGAACGUGCCCGUGGGUCGAGCAUCCUCCGCCGUGCACGCGCAUUUGGGAGUCAUGCUCUCGCCCCGCAGAUGGCGGCGGUCGGCUGGAAACCGGAAGCGUCGGGCUGAGCUGGGCAGCUCGACUACUGCAGCCUCUUUGGAGAGGACCCUGGGAACGCUAGGUCCCGAAGGAGAAAAGAUGUGGCCCACGAAGUACCCAUUUUGCGGGGGACUAUUCCAGUCUCCCAUAGAUUUCCAUGAGGAUAUUCUCCAGUUCGAUGCCAGUCUUCUACCAAUAGAACUGGAAGGCUACAACGUGUCAUCUCUUGAACAGUUUAUCUUGAUCAACAAUGGACAUUCAGUCAAAAUGAGCCUCUCCCCCACCAUGCACAUCCGAAGCCUCCUGAACAAGUUCUCUGCCGCUCAGCUCCAUUUGCACUGGGGAAGCCAGAAGAAUCAGGAAGGAUCGGAACACACAGUUGGCGGGAAGCAUUUCGCUGCGGAACUCCAUAUUGUACAUUAUAACUCUGACCAAUAUCUAGAUAUGGAUUCGGCAGCAGACAAGUCCAACGGACUGGCGGUCCUGGCUGUCCUGAUACAGGUGGGCAAGUUCAACCCUUCCUAUGAGAAGAUCUUCAGUCACUUCCAGAAUGUGAAAUUCAAAGAUCAGGAAACCUACAUUUCCGGUUUCAACAUCCAAGAACUGCUUCCGGAUAGACUGGAUGAGUAUUACCGCUAUGAAGGAUCCCUUACCACCCCUCCUUGCUACCCAAGUGUUGUUUGGACGGUUUUCCGAAAUCCAGUACAAAUUUCCCAUGAACAGCUGCUGGCCCUUCAGACGGCUUUAUAUUGCACCAAGCCAGAUGAUCCCGCCCCCAUAGAAAUGGUGGAGAAUUUCCGGAGAGUGCAGGACUUUGAAAGGAUGGUUUUUGUCUCCUUCCGACAAGGGAAACUCUUUGUGGGGAAAUUCAAAGCAUCCGAGGAAUUCCUUGAGGAGACUGACACGUAAAAAAACCCUCUGAAAAUACUCAUAACGCUGGAUUGCACACACAAAAAAAAUCCACUGUCAUGGGUGCAAAAAUUAG
Heteronotia binoei (common prickly gecko) is the source of this 1468-nucleotide messenger RNA. RefSeq names its product carbonic anhydrase 12 (gene CA12). Gene Ontology annotation, cellular component: plasma membrane. The transcript has 10 exons. Lineage: Eukaryota; Metazoa; Chordata; Lepidosauria; Squamata; Gekkonidae. Gene Ontology annotation, molecular function: zinc ion binding; carbonate dehydratase activity. The record is from RefSeq and is a predicted model, not a curated record. The coding region runs from base 1 to 1392 and encodes 463 amino acids.